GUUACAUUAUGUUCAUGCAAUUAUUUAUCUUUCUACAACGCUAAUUAUUCACCGAUAACUGAUAGAUAAUACCUAUUAAUGCGACAGAUAACACAUACAGAAUUGUCGUUUAUCAUAUCAGUCAGUUGAAUUGUGUACCUGAAAUAUUUUAGUUCGAUCAGUUUCCGUCUGAAGAAGAAGAAGAAAUUAUGGCUGAAGUUUCAACGAACGUUAAGGAUUUAAUUUUCGCCUACGAGCGUCAAACAAGCUCUACUGAAUCACUUGAACAUUACGAGGGCCGACGACGUGCCAAAUCGAUAGGUAACGCCUUAUCAUAUAAAUUAUUUCGUCAAUCGAAUUUGGAAAUUCACCACCUGAUAGAUAUUGAAAAGGAGUUAGUCAAAAUUGAAGCGCACUUAAACUAUUAUGAGGUUUACGAAAAGGAAACUCAAGUAGCUUUCCAAGAGCAGCUGCUUAAUGUUUUAACAUUUAUUGUGAAUAUUGAUCCAGAAGGAGAUGAAAACUAUAAACAGAAAAAGAAGGACUUAAUAGCGGAAACUCAAAAACUAUUCAGAAUUCUUACUUCAAAAUUGCCAGUGUAUAGAGUCCAAUCUUACCGAUCCAUCCACAGAACUGCUUCAAGACGAGAAGAAGCUAUAGUUUCCAGUACUUCAGCACGUCGUGGAAUUGCCUCUAGUCAAGCUUUCAAAUCAGAAGAAUCCUUAGAUUAUUCUAACAAAGACUCAUCAUCAUCUGUGGAUUUAAACACUACAGAAGAAAAAUCUCAAGCUGCUACAUCACCUCAAAUUACUGUUACCAGUGAAACUAGCUUUAUACCAUCGGUUUCAAAGUUAAAAAAGUUUUUUUCAUUCAGGAAGGAUGAUUUAAAAGUGACUCCUAAUUCAGGAGUUAGUAGAUCGCAAUCUUUAAAUACUAAAGCAAAUAAAUAUACUGUUUUCAAAAAGAGAGAAGAGACUUUAAAAGAAAAUGAUGUAGAAGGAGAGUUUGAAAAGCAUGAAGUACUUGGUUCAACGCAUAAUAAUACUAACGAUGAAAAUUUGUAUGUAGAACCUGUGCAAGAGUAUAAAGAAAUAGAAAGCGAGCACGCGCAGAGUGUUUCAGUUUCAAAAUUGAAGAGCUUGUUUGAGGUGAAACAACAAGAAACUGAAGAAGGUUUAGGGUCACUAACAAAUAAACAACCCAAUGAGUUUCACUCCGAUUUUAAUCUCCCUUACACUGAGGCGAACUUGGGAGCAUUUAGGCUAAAACGAACUAUUUCAGGGCAUUACAUGAACUUCACCGGACUGCUGAGGAAUAUCGAUGUACAAAAGAAACCCGAUCUCAAUAAAAGCAAGAGCUUGUCAGAUUUGAAGCAUUACAAAUUGAAGGAUGAUUUGAGUAAAGAGGUUGAUGAUGAUGCUGAUGGUUUUGAACGUGUUGGAAAGGAGGAUGAUGAGUUGGACAAUAAUGAGCUACAUGGAGCAAGUUUUGGGCAACAAAUUUCCGAAGAAAUAGCAAUUCAAUCCAAGGAAACUUUUGUUAUUGGAAAUGUGAAAACUUUGAAGAAAACCUUUGAAAAUCAUAAUUCGUCUGAAUUAGUGAAUGGAAAUAAAGAAAUCCAUAGGAUAAUUGAACCAAUUCAACAUCAAACUGAUGGAGAGCCUGUUUUGAAAGUACCAAUACAACUUAGAACUGGAUUUGGACAUUCCAAUCAGGUUGUUGAAAAUGAUCCGAAUGCUGACAAUCCCAAUGCUGAUAUUAAACAUAUACUCCAUAGAACCAUUGAUCCCAUUCCAAAUCCGGACAGAAGGUUGCAGGAGCCUGUUCUCAAGGUACCCAUUCAAUUGAGGACUGGAUUUUCUCAUACUAGCCAUAGUGAGGAGGAAGUUAUAGAACAUAAAAAUGGUUUCAUUGAGGAACCUAUAUUGAAAAUUCCUGUGCAAUUGAGAGGAAUGGGAAAUCUCGAAGAUCAUGCAAUAACUCAAAGCAAUGACAAAUUGGUAGAAGAAACUGUGACCUCUGGUACAGUGGAAGCUUUGAAGCAAACAUUUGAAUCCCGCAGAUUAUCACUUGAAAAUUCAACUCGUUCUGAAAAACCCGAGCUAAGAAUAUCUGAAAUGGUUGCUGAUUUUGUACAUGUUAGCCGUUCAGAAAAGGAAAUUGAAAAUGGAACUGUAAUAUUGCAUAUUACCAUUGAGCCAAGUGUCGAAGAACCAGUUGAAGUACCAACGCAAAUAAAUAAUGAUUUCGUGACUGGAACAGUAGAAGCUCUUAAACAAACAUUUGAACAUCUCAGUACCAAAACAGAAGAGAACAGUGAAGAACCUGUAUUAAAACUUCCAAUACAACUUAGAAGAUUUGAAAUUGACAGUCACCAUGCAGAAGAAGACGUUGGCAUUUUUGGCAUUUCAGAAACAAUAAAUAAUAAAGAAGAAACUGGUAGUUUGAACAAUUCAGAAAGUAUUACUGAUACCGAAAAUAAAGUAGAAGAACUAAAUAUCUCUACUGGUACAGUAGAGGUUUUAAAACGAACUUUUGAACAUCUUGGUACCACGCAUGAGGCAAACAGUGAAUAUAUUUUGAAUAGAAGUUUUGAAUCUUCUGGGAAUUCCAAUGAAGAAGCUCCAAGCAUUGAGAAUAAUUCAUUUGAAUACCAAGUGACAGGGCCUUCUGAAGAAAAUUCAUUUGUAGAGCAGGAAAUCAAUGGUGGAGUUAUGACUAUUUUGGAAUCUCCAACUAUGGCUUAUUCAACUUUACUUUCAAGUCAAAGUCAACAAGUAAGCAGCUCUUCUAAAACAUCAGUUUCCUAUUCUCAAAAAACUAGUGUUCAACGUACUUCUUCUAGCUACUUUUCCCAAAAAAGUGAAGUAUCAUCAUCCUCUUCCAGCUCUAGACUUUCAAGUCAAAAAUAUUUUGAGGUCUUAAAGAAUUCCAGUAGUCCUAGAGAAGAGAGCACAGUCACCAUUACAGAAGUUGAAGACCAAGAAACCCCAAAAUAUAAUUUGAACAUAAGCCAAGAAAAUCUAAUUGACGAAAUACUCAAAGAAACCGACUUGUACAAAAAUGUUGAUGAGGAGUUUGAAAAAUUGCUCGAUAAUACGAAUUAAGACUCCCAUUUUUAAUUUUAGUUUAAAAAGCAUUAUUGUUAUAUAAUUUAUUCAUUCUAUUGUAUUAUUUUUUUUUGUGAGUAAAAUUUAUCAAGUAAAUAAUUAUUGUUUAUAAAAAGCA
Molecule: messenger RNA, 3207 nt
Organism: Ceutorhynchus assimilis (cabbage seed weevil)
Lineage: Eukaryota; Metazoa; Arthropoda; Insecta; Coleoptera; Curculionidae
Source: the annotation of a GenBank genome assembly